Messenger RNA from Scheffersomyces stipitis CBS 6054, 774 nucleotides. RefSeq lists its product as uncharacterized. Lineage: Eukaryota; Fungi; Ascomycota; Pichiomycetes; Serinales; Debaryomycetaceae. The transcript has a single exon. The record is from RefSeq and is a predicted model, not a curated record. The coding region runs from base 1 to 450 and encodes 149 amino acids.
AUGAGUGCCUUCGGAAAAAUCAAGUGCUAUCUUGCCUGCUUCUUGCUCUUCUACACUUUCUACUUGCACGACUACAAGUGCCACCAAGUCAGAGAAAGCUCGCCCUUCGACGUGGGUGCUUUGAUCCAGCCUGCUCAGCCUUACCACAACUACGUGUGUGGCUCGCUCCAGACUGGCUCCAACAACGUCCACGCUUUCUUGGACAGAACAAUUCACGCCCACCCAUUGUUCAUCAAGUACGAGGGUGCUCAGAAACUUGCUUUGCUCAGACAGACCUACGCUACUUACUUGUUCCCUGUGCUCAAGCCAGUUUUGCAAGCGGUCGACUUCGUUGAGUUCCAUGUCGUCGAACAUUUUGACCACCAGUUCCACCGUGUAAAGGCCUUGUUGGUCGGUGCCGAAGAGAAGGUGGAGGAAGUCAAGGAGGCUGUUGAGGAAGCUGCUGAAUAAGUGUGAUUGAAAAUUUCGAGAGUGAAAAUGCCUUGACUUUGACUAUAGAAGAAUGGUCGUUAGCAUUUUUGUGAAGACGUAAUUGUUCAAUCUGCUCAAUUGGUCAAUGAAUUCAGAGAAUGUGAAUGAUCUACGCCGUGAAAUAGUGACUUACAUGCGUACCAGCUUAAGUACGUGAUCGUCCGUUGUGAAACUUACAGUCUAAAUCUACAUCUCUAGCCAGGGUUUUUCGUCUCUCUUGUAUAUUCUAUUUUUUCGCUGAUUUCCGUACAAGUAGUAUACUUGAUCUGUACGGCUAUAUAAUUCCAAUAUAUAUACCCUUAU